AUGUCAAAUACUAACAAUUCACAUCUGACUUUCAGUUCCCCUAAGCCCAUUCUUAAUGGUAGGGCAAAGCAUAUCAAGAGAUCAACCUCUAGUAUAUGUCCGACAGAUCCGAGAACUCGCUUUGAAGAGGGGACAAACGAAUUCUUGAAUCUAUAUCAGCCAGAUAACGUACCAAAAACUCUUCAUGCUAAAACACCAAUGAACCUAUACGAUAUAAAUUUCGUAUUUCCAUUCCAUACUUUACAGACUGACCAUGUGAAGCUAGAGCCAUUCGUGCCAUCGAAACAUCUUUCAGGAUUUUUGAGACUCCCUCCCUCCUCAUGGACGCAUUUCGGUGAACUAGGUCCAUACACCGAACGAACCGCUCUGGAAGAUAUCGAAAGUUUCAGGAUCGAUCCGAGAUGUCUUCUGUUAGCGGUUAUUGAUCUACAAGUUGAGAGGAAAGGGAAAGAUGGGUUCGCAGGUGUUUAUGGGCUGAUAGAAGUGAAUGAUGAAUUUAUGCAGGCGAUAUUCGGUCUCAUCAACAUUCUACCUCUCUAUCAACGAACGCACAUAAACACCCAUUCAAUGUACCUUAUCCUCCAAUACCUAUUCGAAGACCUCAACUUGAUCAGGGUCCAAUACGAUGCGGUCACGCAUAAUACCCCGUCGAUCAAUUCAGCUAAGAAACUCGGUUUUAAGGAAGAAGGAAUCUGUAGGAAUUUCAACGGGUUAGUACCCCAAUAUAAGAAAGUGAACCCUAAAGAAAGGGAGAGAAAGAGUAAAUCCCAGGAUAUGUGGGUGGCUAGUAUGACCGAUCAUGAUUGGUUCAGUAAUGUCAAAGUUGAUUUGGAGAGGAAGAUCGAAAGACCUGCUGUGGACACGUAUAAGAUGAUACAUGGAGAAGGCACAGGGGAUGAUGAGGUUAAUGGCCAUAUGUGA
This is a messenger RNA of Kwoniella botswanensis, 921 nucleotides long. RefSeq lists its product as uncharacterized. The record is from RefSeq and is a predicted model, not a curated record. Gene Ontology annotation, molecular function: protein-N-terminal-alanine acetyltransferase activity; protein N-terminal-serine acetyltransferase activity. The transcript has 3 exons. Bases 1 to 921 code for a protein of 306 amino acids. Lineage: Eukaryota; Fungi; Basidiomycota; Tremellomycetes; Tremellales; Cryptococcaceae.